Molecule: messenger RNA, 1266 nt
Organism: Glycine soja
Lineage: Eukaryota; Viridiplantae; Streptophyta; Magnoliopsida; Fabales; Fabaceae
Product: senescence-specific cysteine protease SAG39-like
Exons: 2
Coding region: 61-1092 (343 amino acids)
Cellular component (GO): lysosome
Molecular function (GO): cysteine-type endopeptidase activity
Source: RefSeq, a predicted model, not a curated record
UUUCACUAAUCAACUUCAAGUAAUUGUUCCAUAAUUGCCUCGCUCACUACGCUAGCUACCAUGGUUGCCAAAAAUCAUUUCUAUCAUAUUUCAUUGGCAAUGCUUCUCUGCAUGGCUUUCUUGGCUUUUCAAGUCACAUGUCGCACUCUCCAAGAUGCAUCCAUGUAUGAGAGGCAUGAGCAAUGGAUGACUCGUUACGGCAAGGUGUAUAAGGACCCUCAGGAACGGGAAAAGCGUUUCAGGAUAUUUAAGGAAAAUGUGAAUUACAUUGAAGCUUUCAACAACGCUGCCAAUAAACGUUACAAGCUAGCCAUUAAUCAAUUUGCAGACCUCACUAACGAAGAGUUCAUUGCACCCAGAAAUAGAUUCAAGGGGCAUAUGUGUUCCUCAAUCAUUAGGACAACCACUUUUAAGUAUGAAAAUGUGACAGCAGUACCAUCCACAGUGGAUUGGAGGCAAAAAGGAGCAGUUACACCCAUCAAGGACCAAGGUCAAUGUGGAUGUUGUUGGGCAUUUUCUGCUGUUGCAGCAACUGAAGGAAUUCAUGCACUGACUUCUGGAAAAUUAAUAUCUUUGUCGGAGCAAGAACUUGUUGAUUGUGACACAAAGGGUGUGGACCAAGGUUGUGAAGGUGGUCUUAUGGAUGAUGCUUUUAAAUUCGUCAUCCAAAAUCAUGGACUCAAUACCGAAGCCAACUAUCCCUAUAAGGGUGUUGAUGGAAAGUGCAAUGCAAAUGAAGCAGCCAACAAUGCUGCUACUAUUACUGGGUAUGAGGAUGUCCCUGCCAACAAUGAGAAGGCACUGCAAAAAGCUGUGGCCAAUCAACCAGUUUCCGUAGCCAUUGAUGCCAGUGGCUCUGACUUUCAAUUUUACAAGAGUGGUGUCUUCACUGGUUCAUGUGGAACUGAGUUGGAUCACGGUGUCACUGCUGUGGGAUAUGGUGUUAGUAAUGAUGGGACUGAAUAUUGGUUGGUUAAGAACUCAUGGGGAACCGAGUGGGGUGAAGAAGGUUACAUUAGGAUGCAAAGGGGCGUGGAUUCUGAGGAAGGACUCUGUGGCAUAGCUAUGCAAGCAUCUUACCCUACUGCAUAAUUAUAAAAUCUGGACACCAUUAUAGUAUAUAUUUACAAUUCUACUUAUCUUUUUAAGCAUUGAUUCCUCCUAUAGGUCGUGUAUAUCAUUAUAUCCCCUGCGUUAACACAAUAUUGUACAUUGUACUUGUACCAAUCUAUUACAAUUCAAUGAAAAAUGAGUCAUAUAUGGUUA